Messenger RNA from Neopelma chrysocephalum (saffron-crested tyrant-manakin), 769 nucleotides. RefSeq names its product bifunctional methylenetetrahydrofolate dehydrogenase/cyclohydrolase, mitochondrial-like. Gene Ontology annotation, molecular function: methylenetetrahydrofolate dehydrogenase (NAD+) activity; methenyltetrahydrofolate cyclohydrolase activity; methylenetetrahydrofolate dehydrogenase (NADP+) activity. The annotation marks the transcript as partial. Lineage: Eukaryota; Metazoa; Chordata; Aves; Passeriformes; Pipridae. Gene Ontology annotation, cellular component: mitochondrion. The record is from RefSeq and is a predicted model, not a curated record. The transcript has 4 exons. Gene Ontology annotation, biological process: tetrahydrofolate interconversion.
GUGGUGCCGCUUGGGUGUUUUUUGUUGCUGUUUCUGCUGCCGUUGCCAUGGCAACCGCGCUCUGCCCCCUCCGCGCUCUCGGCCGCGCCGCUCUCAGACCUCGCGACCGCCGCCUGCACCUCAGCGCGCCCAGAGAUGAUGCUGUGGUGAUCUCUGGGAGGAAGCUGGCCCGGCAGAUCCGGCAGGAAGCCCGGCACGAGGUGGAGCAGUGGGUGGCAGCGGGGAACAAGAGGCCCCACCUGAGCGUGGUCCUGGUCGGGGACAACCCGGCCAGUCACUCCUACGUCCUCAACAAGACCAAGGCAGCGGCUGACGUGGGGAUCAGCAGUGAGACCAUCCUCAGACCAGCUUCCAUCACUGAGGAGGAGCUGCUGGAUUUGAUCAGCAAACUCAACAACGAUGCAAACGUGGAUGGGCUGUUGGUGCAGCUCCCUCUGCCUGGACACAUCGACGAGCGCAGGGUCUGCAACGCCGUCAGCCCCGACAAGGACGUCGACGGGUUCCACGUCAUCAACGUGGGCAGGCUGUGCCUGGACCAGGACUCCAUGUUACCUGCAACCCCCUGGGGCGUCUGGGAGAUCAUCAAGAGAACUGGUAAGGUCACCAAGAGAGCUGGGAAGAUCAUCAAGAGAACGGGGAAGAGCUGCUCUGCUCCUGCAGGAUGGGGCUCCUGUCCAGCAAAAUUCCAGCUGAUGUCUGGUUUAAGAUUCCCAGCUGGACAACUGUGUUGUGUGGUGGGUGAGGAACUGGCUCAUGGGUUGGGCACAAA